AUGAUGAUGACGUGCCGUCUGCUGUGCGCCCUGUUGGUGCUCGCCCUGUGCUGCUGCCCGUCCGCAUGUGUGAUGGCGAGUGAGAGUAAACCUCAUGAAGAUGCGGAUUUAUCUGGAAUUCGGCCACAAUUGCAAGCUAUCGCCGAUAAGGGACAGGGUUCAGGUGCAGGCGCUGGUGCGUUGCAGACGGAAAAUGCGCUGUCGUGUGCGGAACAGUAUUCAAAAGAAAAGCCAUGUCAGCUAAAUGGAUUAUCUAAUACGGCUAAUGCGGGACAGGAUGGAAACAGAGUUGUUACGGAAAUAAAGCCAAAUACGACGAACACGACUACGACAAUGGUAAUACCACCACAACCAACAUUACCACAAGCCGUAGCAGCAGCUCCAGCAGCAUCAGAAGAAAGAAGCCUAGCGCUACAAGAACUGCCUGGGGUACUACCACUACCACCAACAUCAACACUACCAUCACCUGAGCCGUCGCCUGCGAUGACCGUUUCAGCAAAAGAAACAAUCCCAACAGCAUCAACAGGCUCACAGAAUACAACAGAAACAACAAACACGACGCCAUCGUCACUCGCUAAAACGGCGCCUGAAGCACCCAAAAAAACUUCAGGGGAUGGUGCGCCAAACCAACACAGAGAAGACUCAGAAACACCAGAUUCCAUGAAUAAUGCAAAUACAGGCAGUUCGGCGGAAACAACAGCAACAUCGUCCACCUAUACAAAUAGCAGUACUGAUGUAAAGAAAAAUGAGGGUGAGGAUGAGAACGACGCCCACCGGCCUCACAGCAAAGCACCACAAGAAAACCCCGAAGACAGUAACACACACGAUGCUCCUAAAGCAAAUGAAACUGCAGCACAAACACCACAAACAGACACCGUCGCCCAAACAAAUACUACAUCUAAUUCUGUCGACAGUGACGGCAGCACCGCGGUCUCCCACUCCACCUCCCCUCUUUUGCUUCUUCUUCUUCUUGUUGCGUGUGCGGCUGCGGCUGCGGUGGUGGCCGCGUGA
Trypanosoma cruzi is the source of this 1011-nucleotide messenger RNA. Its product is annotated as mucin-associated surface protein (MASP), putative. Lineage: Eukaryota; Euglenozoa; Kinetoplastea; Trypanosomatida; Trypanosomatidae. The transcript has a single exon. Bases 1 to 1011 code for a protein of 336 amino acids. The record is from RefSeq and is a predicted model, not a curated record.